This is a messenger RNA of Coturnix japonica (Japanese quail), 1138 nucleotides long. RefSeq names its product ER membrane protein complex subunit 7 (gene EMC7). Gene Ontology annotation, cellular component: EMC complex. NCBI's taxonomy places the organism in Eukaryota, Metazoa, Chordata, Aves, Galliformes, Phasianidae. The record is from RefSeq and is a predicted model, not a curated record. Gene Ontology annotation, molecular function: carbohydrate binding.
GGGGAGUUGAGGUGUGUCGCGCCGUGCGCAUGCGCCGUGGCAGCUGAUCGGCGGUGAUGGUGACGGCGAUGUCGGCGCGGGGCGGCGUUGUGUGGCUGCUGCUGCUGCUCUGCCUGUUCGCCUCACCGCCGGCCCCCGGCGUUGCAGGCUCGGAGGCGACCGGCACUGCGGAGCCGCCGGGCGGAGCGGGCCCCGGGGAGCGGUUUAAGAUCGAGGGCCGGGCCGUGGUGCCUGGGGUGAAGCCCCAGGACUGGAUCGCGGGGGCUCGGGUGCUCGUGGACGGGGAAGAACACGUCGGUUUCCUGAAGACAGAUGGAAGCUUUGUGGUUCAUGAUGUACCUUCGGGAUCUUAUGUGGUAGAAGUUAUAUCUCCUGCUCAUAAAUUUGAGCCUGUUAGAGUCGACAUAACCUCAAAAGGCAAAAUGAGAGCAAGAUAUGUGAAUUACAUCAAAACCUCAGAAGUUGUCAGGCUGCCAUACCCGCUCCAGAUGAAAUCUUCUGGACCUCCUUCGUACUUCAUCAAGAGAGAAUCUUGGGGAUGGACAGAUUUCCUCAUGAACCCCAUGGUUGUGAUGAUGGUACUUCCAUUACUGAUAUUUGUGCUUUUGCCUAAAGUCGUCAACACCAGUGAUCCUGAUAUGAGACGGGAAAUGGAGCAGUCAAUGAACAUGUUGAAUUCGAACCACGAGCUGCCAGAUGUCUCUGAAUUCAUGACAAGACUGUUUUCUUCAAAAUCUUCCAGCAAGUCUGGUAGUAGUAGCAGUAAAGCAGGGAAAAGUAGUUCUGGAAAAAGGAGGUAGUUAUGUCCUCCUCCAGGCCUGAGUUUGCACAACUGUUUGUUAUGUGGUAUCAUGUUUAUUUGUCUUGAAAUAUCAAAAAGCCACUACUGCAACCUUUUAUUUGGCACAAAACACGGUAUGCUACAACUGUGGUGUGUAGCUUUUUUUUUUUUUUUUUUUUUUAAGUCUGUAUAAGCUGCUUUGUACUUGACAGUAAGCAGAAGAGGACGUGGCUUCUGUACAGUAUCUGUAUAAAAGUUAUGGAAUUAACUAAUGCUCUGUAGAGAAUGUUAUAAAUUAUAUGAUGUGCUAAACGGUAAUGAGUGUCUGUUGUGGAAUAAAUGAGGGGUUACACUCAA